Messenger RNA from Diutina rugosa, 1155 nucleotides. Its product is annotated as Zn(II)2Cys6 transcription factor domain-containing protein. NCBI's taxonomy places the organism in Eukaryota, Fungi, Ascomycota, Pichiomycetes, Serinales, Debaryomycetaceae. The record is from RefSeq and is a predicted model, not a curated record. The coding region runs from base 1 to 1155 and encodes 384 amino acids. Gene Ontology annotation, molecular function: DNA-binding transcription factor activity, RNA polymerase II-specific; zinc ion binding. The transcript has a single exon. Gene Ontology annotation, biological process: regulation of DNA-templated transcription.
AUGUCGGACUUGUUACUGUAUAGCAUCAUGAACACGACCAAGGCGCCGUCGGCGCUGCCAGUGGCGCUGCUGGCGCCGCUGUUGGCGACUCCCCGCGACCUGGCGCCGUCGCUCCCCAUGCCCCAGGCGCUGAAGACGACGACUUUACCCCCCAUCGCCGCCCUCGACAACUACUGCUACACUACCCGCUUUUACAACUCGCCCCAGAAGGAGUCGCUGCUGCUGCUCCACGGGUUGGGCCUCUUGCUGACGAUGGCACUGAGAGCGCCGCUGGUGACGCCGCCGCUGGCGGCGCUUUUGGCGCCCCUGGCUACGUCGCUCGGUGUCGGCGCUACCGUCGCCAGACUGCCGCUGACGCUGCUGUCGGCUCUGGCGCUGCUGGUGCCGCUGGCGCCGCUGACCCCCAACUUGCGCGGUCCCCUGCCCCACUCGCUGCCGCUGAUGGCGGCGCCGCAACUGGCGCUCAUGGCGCUGCCGUCGCUGUCGUCGCUGGGCGCCGCUCCUCGCCAACGCCGCCAGCGCCUUGGCCCCUCGUGUGACCUGUGCCGGGCGCGCAAGGUUAAAUGUGACGCCGACGUCGUCAUCAUCGCCAAGUCGCCCGCCGACGGCGGCGCGUUGGCCGAAUUUGACCUCUCCCCUGCCGACCACGAAGCCGUGCUCGCGGGCGCCCCCGUCGCCGUUGGCGACGACGCCACCCUCGUGUUGUCCCACGGCAAGUUGAUCAAGUUCAAAGUGUGCAAGCUGUGCGCCGUCAAGGGGCUUGGCUGCUGCUUUUCUAAAGGGUUUACCAAGGAGGACAUCAUGAUGAACAACAAGCGCCGCGACGACGGCGCCGCCGCAGCGCUGGCGCUGCCGGUGAGCGUGGUGGCGGCGAAGAAGUUGCGCCCGGCGAAGAUCGCCAAGAAGCGGGCGCCGGCGGCGCUGGUGACGAUCGCGCUGUUGACGCUGGCGCUCAUGGCCGCCGACAGCGUGAGCGUGGUGCUGGCGCCGGCGCCGGCGUUGGUGUUGCCGCUGACACGCAAGUCGCUGUGCUUCUCCUGCCGCAAGCGCAAGGUGAAGUGCGCCUUCAACCCCGCGGUGCUGAAGUGUGAAAACUGCUUCAAGAAGGGCGCCGACUGUGUGUUUGACUGUAAGCCCGCCAAGGCGGACGCUUAA